AUGAAGUUCAUUGUCUUCUCCCUACUUCUGGCCGCUGACUCUGCACUGGCUGUGUCCUCGAACGUUGCCCGAAGCGGCUCCCUGAGAAUCAGUGAAGCCCAGGCCAACACCUCUAAGAUUGGCGACUCUACGAUGCAUUUCGUUGUGACAGAUGCUAACUACCCCGAUGAUACUCCAACUGACUGUAACCUGAUUUGGGCGUCGAACGGGAGCCCUAAGCAAAGUGCUCGCUGUAACAACAGUCAAUACUAUAUUCGCUUCCCCAAUGGAGGCCAGGAUAUUGGUUCUUUCACACUUGAGCUUGAGCGCGUAUCUGGUCCCAUUCCGGAGAAGGGCCAAGCGGUGUUGGACCGCAACGCUCCUGGGACCAAGUGGAUCUGUGUAGACAACCCCAUGGAUGGCGUUCUCAAGCGCUGCAACUACGACGGAGUGCUCGAAAUUCCAGUCUGA
Aspergillus alliaceus is the source of this 450-nucleotide messenger RNA. RefSeq lists its product as uncharacterized. The transcript has 2 exons. Bases 1 to 450 code for a protein of 149 amino acids. NCBI's taxonomy places the organism in Eukaryota, Fungi, Ascomycota, Eurotiomycetes, Eurotiales, Aspergillaceae. The record is from RefSeq and is a predicted model, not a curated record.